AUGAGUCGCAAACCCAUCGUGGCGGGCCUCAAUCGUCGCCAGUCCUCGACCCCACACUACCAGACUUUCCCCACAGCCCCUCCACGAACUCGCGGGAAUGCGCUCUCGUCUCCCUUCGACUCCUCCCAUGACCAAGAUAGAGUAUCCAAUGCCGACGACGACCAGCAUAACAACCACAAUCAUGAGUCGCCGCUUCCGCGCCGCCAGCUCGCCGUUCUCGCUAUCAUCGCCCUGGCCGAGCAAACUGCGCUGAACUCCAUCUCCCCCUACCUCCCACAGAUGGUGGCCUCUUUCCCCUCAACAGACACAUCACGAAUCGGUCUAUAUGUCGGCGCAAUCGCCUCGUCGUUUGCUGCCGCGCAACUCCUCACGAAUUACUUCUGGGGCUCACUCUCCGACCGCAUCGGGCGCAAACCAGUUAUCCUCCUCGGUGCCAUCCUCACGGCUGCGGCAUUCGUAGGGUUCGGGUUCUGCACAAAGCUAUGGCAUGCGAUCCUUGUGCAAGCUAUAAUGGGAAUUGUAAACGGGAAUCAGGGACUCAUCAGUACGUGUCUGGGCGAGAUCACGGACCGCUCAAAUCAAGGCCGCGCUUUCGUCUGGCUGCCCGUCAUCUACGGUGUAGGCGCCAUCUCAGGGCCGGCACUAGGCGGAUUGUUAGUGCAAGGAGAGUCCAGUGCGAAGAAACCAUCCUACCCGUUCUUACUCCCGAAUCUGGUUGCGGCUGUCAUACUGGUGGUGGAAUUUACAGUUACCCUGAUAUUCCUCGAAGAGAGCCUCGAGGAGGCCAAAGACCUCCCACCGCUACAAGACAGAGUCAGAGCCUUCUUCUCAUGGAUGUGGCAGUUCGCCUCCGGUGCCAUCCGCCCAACCUACACCCGACGCGCACAAGCAGCACCUCCCCCUCCUCCUCCCUCCUCCAUGACAUCUUCGCUGGCCCAUAUACCUCCAUCCCCAUCAAAAGACCCCCUCAGCGGCACCACCCUCCUCCUCCUAUCCACCUACUUCGUCUUCCAGCUCUCCAACGCAUCCUUCAACGCCCUCUACCCCGUCUUCGCCUUCGCCGACCCCCCACUCGGCCGCAAUAUCCCCGCCCGAGAUAUUGGUUUCUCUCUCUCCGCCGCCGGUGUCGCUACAAUUAUGUUCCAGGUCCUCAUCUUCGGCCGCCUACGCGACAAGAUGGGGAACAAAGCGACAUACCGCGCGGGCCUGGGCUUAUUCGCCGUUGCCCUCCUCGCAACCCCGACCGUACCAUUCGCAGACUCUAAGCCGCCAUUCAAGUUCCUCACAGGACACAUGUGGAUGUGGGCACACCUCUCCCUCGUACUCCUCGCCAAGACAGUAGCAUCCGUAGGCGGCCUCUCCAGCGCCCUCCUGCUCAUCACCAAUUCAGCCCCUGAACCAGAGUGUCUAGGCGCUCUGAACGGGUUGGCGCAAACGCUUAGCUCUGCGGGGCGGGGGGUAGGCCCCGUGAUGGCAGGCGGAUUAUUCAGCGCUGCACCGAAGAAUGGGAGGAGUGGUGGUUGGAUCCCAUUUGGGGUGUUUGGGGGUGUCGCGGUGCUAGGGUUCGUGGCAAGUUGGGGGAUUCGGGGCGAGGAGUUGGAGGGAGAGGAGUGGGAUGAGGGUGAACAUGAUGAGGAAGAGGUGUUAUAG
Molecule: messenger RNA, 1650 nt
Organism: Pseudogymnoascus destructans
Lineage: Eukaryota; Fungi; Ascomycota; Leotiomycetes; Thelebolales; Thelebolaceae
Exons: 2
Coding region: 1-1650 (549 amino acids)
Biological process (GO): transmembrane transport
Molecular function (GO): transmembrane transporter activity
Source: RefSeq, a predicted model, not a curated record